UCUCUGAGAGUCACGGACCAUCUGUGCAAGGACAUGAAGCACCUGUGGUUCUUCCUCCUCCUGGUGGCAGCUCCCAGAUGGGUCCUGUCCCAGCUGCAGCUGCAGGAGUCGGGCCCAGGACUGGUGAAGCCUUCAGAGACCCUGUCCCUCACCUGCGCUGUCUCUGGUGGCUCUAUCAGCAGUAGUUACCACUACUGGAGCUGGAUCCGCCAGGCCCCAGGGAAGGGACUGGAGUGGAUUGGGUACAUCUCUUAUAGUGUCUUCCUCAAUUACCAAGGACUGAAGAGACUUUCAGUGAAAUUUGGCUGUCAAUGCCCCCAACCCCACAUCACUUUUUAA
Mandrillus leucophaeus (drill) is the source of this 339-nucleotide messenger RNA. RefSeq names its product putative V-set and immunoglobulin domain-containing-like protein IGHV4OR15-8. The record is from RefSeq and is a predicted model, not a curated record. The transcript has 3 exons. The coding region runs from base 34 to 339 and encodes 101 amino acids. Gene Ontology annotation, cellular component: external side of plasma membrane; blood microparticle; immunoglobulin complex, circulating. Gene Ontology annotation, biological process: phagocytosis, engulfment; innate immune response; positive regulation of B cell activation. NCBI's taxonomy places the organism in Eukaryota, Metazoa, Chordata, Mammalia, Primates, Cercopithecidae. Gene Ontology annotation, molecular function: antigen binding; immunoglobulin receptor binding.